This is a messenger RNA of Vigna angularis (adzuki bean), 7891 nucleotides long. RefSeq lists its product as uncharacterized. The transcript is spliced from 9 exons. Bases 6754 to 7563 code for a protein of 269 amino acids. The record is from RefSeq and is a predicted model, not a curated record. Gene Ontology annotation, cellular component: nucleus. Lineage: Eukaryota; Viridiplantae; Streptophyta; Magnoliopsida; Fabales; Fabaceae. Gene Ontology annotation, molecular function: protein heterodimerization activity. Gene Ontology annotation, biological process: regulation of DNA-templated transcription.
GGUUCACCUUCAUCAGUAAAAUUAACAUAUUCAUCUGAAAAAUACCUUCUUGACGGUUGCUUCUGCCUUGUUGAUCGUCUCAAUUGGGGUUCUUGCGGAGCAUCCUCAAUUGGUUGAUCUUCUUCCGUCAGAUUAGGUUGAUCAGCUUCUUCAGCCAUUUCAUCAAGUUGUAACUCUGGUUCGGCUUGAUGAGACUCUCCCCCUGAGUUGUUCAUCACAAUAGGGCUUUGAUCACUUAUCAUCUUAAGUGUUGGUUUCUCCACUUUCUUGAUGUCUUGGAUUGUCUGUUCUUCAAAGAACACCACAUCUCUGCUUCGAACAAUCUUUCUGUUUGCAGGAUCCCAUAAUCUGAAACCAAAUUCAUCUCUUGGAGAACCAAGGUAUAUGCACUCUUUCGCUUUAGCAUCGAGCUUUGCUAUUUCAUCUUUCGGAAUGUGAACAGAUGCCUUACAUCCGAAGACUUUCAAGUUGCGAUAUGAGGCCUUUUUACCGGACCAUACUUCUUCUGGUAUCUUACCGUUUAAUGGUCUUGACGGUGAUAAGUUGAUCAAAUCAGCUGCUGUCACCACUGCCUCCCCCCAGAAUGUUUUGGGAAGUUUUGCGUGAGACAACAUGCUCCUGACCUUCUCGACAAUCGUUCUGUUGAAUCUUUCAGCCACACCGUUCAUUUGAGGUGUUUUGGGAGGUACUUUCUCAUGUCUGAUCCCAUGAGUCUUGCAAUAGUGCUCGAAUGGACCUCUGUACUCUCCACCAUUAUCACUUCUCAAGCAUUUCAACUUUCUACCAGUUUCACGUUCAAUUGAGGCGUGAAACUCUUUGAAGAUUCGUAGAACUUCAUCUUUUCUUUUCAAUGGAUAGACCCACAAUCUUCUAGAGUGGUCAUCAAUGAAGGUAACAAAAUAUUGAGCACCACCAAGGGACCUUUCGGAUGUUGAACAGACAUCUGAAUACACAAGAUCCAAAAUAUGCUCUCUUCUACUUCUAUUAUCAGAUUUAUGGAAAGAUACUCUGUGCUGCUUACCUGCUAGGCAGUCUUCACAUAAUUCAAGUGGUUGUCCUUUUAUACUUUGGAGAUGAUCUUUUGCGAGGAUCUCUAAUCCCUUCUCGCUCAUGUGGCCCAGUCUUUUAUGCCACAACUCCUUACUUUCUUCUUGAGCAACAUUCGUCUCUCCUUUGUAUAUUUUUCCUUGCAUGCAGUACAAGGAGCCUUCCUUCUUGCCUCGAGCAACAAUCAUGCUUCCUUGACAGAGUUUCCAUCUUCCAUCGCUGAAUUGGUUGUUCAUUCCAGCAUCAUCUAGCUUACCGACUGAGAUAAGGUUUAGACGUAUCUCUGGUACAUGUCUUACCUCCUUCAGCACAAGUUUGUUUCCAUUUUCUGUCGUCAAAGUCACUUCUCCUAUGCCCACAAUUUUGCUUGUGACAUGAUUACCCAUCUUCACUGUUCCAAAGUCUCCUUUUUUAUAGGAUGAGAAGAAUCCCUCAUGAGGAGUAACAUGGAAAGAUGCUCCGGUAUCUACUAUCCAAGUGCAGUCAUCAAAAGCAAUAUUUAGAUAGUUUACCUCAGUGAUAAGGAAUACAUUCUCAUCAUUUGAUACCACCGCUGUUGUAGUCUUUUCCUCCAACUUCUUUUUGGGAUCUACCACAUCAGGGUGUACAGUUCCAUUCUUCUGAUCUCUUUUCAGGAAUCUACAUUCUUGCUUCUUGUGACCAUCUUUUCCACAAUAGAAGCAUGUCAGACCUUUGGAACGAGACUUGAAUCUUCCUCGUGACUUUUCACGUUUUCCUUUGCUUCUGUUUUCACUCCUUCAUCUAUUCUCAACAACAUUGGCUUCUGAGUGACUACUCGAUCCCCUUUCUUUCCUUCUGGAUUUUUCAUUCAGUAAACUGUCUGUGAUGUUAUCCAGACUGAGCUUUCCAUCUGGUGCUGAGUUACUGAGAGUGACCACCAACGUGUCCCAACUCUCCGGUAGAGAACUAAGGAGUAGAAGAGCUUGUAGCUCGUCAUCAAUCUUCAUAUCCGCCUUCAUUAAUUGAUUCACAAUACCUUUGAAGGUGUUGAGGUGCUCGAUCAUAUUCUGGUCGUCAGUGUACUCCAACUUUACGAGUCAUCUGACUAGGUGAGCUUUGUUCCUGGGAGUCUUCUUUUGAAUCAUUGAUUCAAGCUUUGUCCAUAACUCAUACGCAUUGGUAUAAGUCGAUACAUGCUCAAAGAGACUUCUGUCGAUGUAUUUCCGAAUCAUAGCCACUGUUUUACGAUUCAGAAUCUCCUAGUCUUUUUCGGUCUUCCCUUCCGGAAUUUCCAGAUUUGUGAUCGGCUCAUACAAAUCCUUGCAGUAUAGAUGAUCUUCCAUCAUCGGCUUCCAGUAGGAAUAAUUAUCUGCAGUUAGCUUGAACAUGUCUCCUUCCAUCUUGAGUUUUACAGGAUUCUGACUUUUUCGAACCGGUAGCUCUGAUACCACUGUUGGGAAACAGCGGUACUUGUUCCCUCCUCUGUAAACCCCAAAAUGGGCACUGUGCGGAAACGUAAAAAUGAAAGCGUAAGGAAAGAGAAAAUUAACACUGAAAAUUUUAACGUGGAAAAUCUUCUCGGAAAAAACCACGGGACCUAGUCCAGAAAAAUAUCUCCACUAUGAAAGUAGGAUUACAGUGUUUCUCUCACUCUCUGAGGAUCUCACAAUUAAUCUCACCCUCUCGGAUGGUAUACAAAACUCUCACUUUAACACACUCACAAAACAGACUCUCUCUGUUUUUCACUCACACUAAUAUGGCUUCACUUCUCUCUUCACCGGUUUUGAUUCUCGGUGGUUCUUCCCUUGCUCUCUGCUUCAUGAAUCUUCACGCUGCAUUCCUUAUUUAUGAAGGAAGAAAGAUGCAAGAAAACAAGAAAUGGUUGGUGUAGUGGAGCACUUCAUUUCCGUGAAACAAGGAGAAAUGGGAGACAUUUUCUCCAACUUUCGGUGCACUAUAUUUUGUUCAGCAAGUGGUGGAUGGGUCCCUUCUUUGUUUUAUUCCAACACACGUGAAGAGGUGAUUGAUCAUUCAUUUUUUGAGGGCAGUCAGGCGGAGAGGGGAGGCUGACGUCGAGAGAAAGAAAGAAGCACACGGACGUGGAUGAUGGAGGGUUACGGUUAGGGAUUCAUUUUCCUUUUCUUGGCUUGAGCUGCUGCAUCCAGCACAUUGUGAGCAGCAGCCGCCACACUCAUUUUAAGAGCUUUCUUUGAAUGUUUACGGGCUGAACCUUAUGGAAUGUUAGAAGCACUUUUUAUUUGAUUUUUUCUGAUUCUUCAUUUGCGUCUUUCAAUGCUCAUCAUCACAGAAGUACACUUUUACAUUGCUUCUUUAAUUCCAGCCGCAUAGUGAUUAUGCUAACGCAUCCCUUUUAUUUAAGGGAAGAUGCGUGUGUUGAUUUGUCCACUGCCAUUCAAUUGAAUCACGCACCUUAUGCAUUUCAUUUCACUUCCUAACACUUUGAGCUCAUACGUUGCAAGCUAAUAGCAUUGGAUACAUGUCUUAUUCAUUGCCUUCAAGUUGUUCACGGUGAUUUAUUUUUGGAGCUGCACGGCGCAUUGCUUUCUUAUUCCGGCUUUAUUUCAAUGUGCAUUUAAUUUGUUAGCUCAACAUUAGCAUUGAUGCGUUUUGUUAUUUAUUUCAUGUAUUUCAAUUUGUCACGCACCUUGAGCAUUCCAUUUUAUUCCCGCUGCAUUGGGCUUCAAAGGGCGACGCUUUGCAAUUCAAUAGUGUUAGAUGAGUUUUCAGAUUUCUCUAGUGCAUUUAAAUUAGUUCACACACCUUGUUUUAAGACCGUUUAGUUACUGUUUUCAUUUACUUUAAUGUUGUCUAUUAUGUUCGGCUUCUUUAUCUUCCUGCAUUUCCAAUUUCCUCACUUGCUUUAGAGACCAUUCAGUCUCAAUGUAGAACUGUUCGGUCAUCUGUAGGGUCGUUCGGUCUUCAUGCUUUGUUCAUUUAUGACAAUGUUUUCAAUUAUGUUUGGUUGUAUUUAAUUUCCAGUUUUAGUUUAGUUAAUUUCUAAUCACAAAAACACUUUCAAACCCUUCCACUGCGUGUUUGACCUAAUUCUCGAACCACAUUUGGUCUUUGAGAGACGACCUAGGAGUCACUUCCUAGUCUAUACUGCAUUCUUAAUGCAAUCAAAUUUGUAUGGGGUGCGACACCCAUCAGUAUUCAUUGGGUCGUGCUCCUGUAUUUGAAGAUUGUUUUGAACCUUUAUUUGAUGACAAAGGUCCUUGUCAUCUGAUCAAUAUUGCUAUGUUGAAUGGUGAAACUCACCUUUAUGUUAUACACAUGGUGUGUGAACCUCAAUAUCUUCUAGAGUUGGAAUACUUUUCUUAACCCCAAAUUGAUAGACCUAGUGGUGAAGGACAAGUUGAGAGAGAGUGCUGAAAAACAAGUUGAGAUAGAGUUGGUGAAGCAGAUGUUGAGGCAAUGGGUGAAGCAGAGGUUCAGAUAGUGGGUCAUGUAGAGCCUCAAGAAGAAGCUGAAUUAGAAGUAGUAGGUGAGAUAGAAAUUGAGGUUGAUGUAAUGGCUGAUGUAGAGGCUGUGGUAGAAGUUCAGACAAAGACAAUGGUUGAUGUACAACCUUAGGUAGAAGCUGAAUUACAAGUACAAGGUGAGAUAGAAGUUGAGGUUGAUAUAGUGGCUGAUGUAAUGGCUGAUGUAAAGGUUGUGGUAGAAGUACAGAAGAGGCAGUGGUUGAUGUACAUCCUCAGGUAGAAGUUAAUGUAGAGGAUGAUGGUGUGGAGGCACAGGGUCAAGCAGAGAGUGAGUCAAAUGGUGAGGGAGACAUGCAUGUUGGUGAUGCAGAGGGGCAAGUUGAUCUAGAGGGGCGGGUAGAAGUAGAGGGUGAGGUAGAGGGUAAUGGUGUGUAGGGACAGGGUGAGGGUGAUGUAGAAGCUUAUGAGUAUGGUGUUAGAAGUUGGAAUGGGUCCGAAGAGGAUGUAUUGACUGACCAUGGAGAUGAAGUGGGAUUUGAUAUAUUUGAAGCUACUAACCAAGUCCAAUUUGGUGGACCUAGGGGUUUAUCUGACAGUGAUUGGGAAUCCGAGAGUUUGAACAUUGUUCUGGAAAGUGAUAACACAGAUGAUGAUAGGGAUGGGUAUGGGGAUUUUGUUGUUUUUUCAAUGCCCAAAACUAUGGAACAAUAUAAAUGGGAAGUGGGCAUGUACUUCCUUGAGAAAAAAGAUUUUACAAAAGCUAUAAGAUCGUAUGGAGUAGAGAAUGGUAGAAAAUUAAAAGUUUAUAAAAAUGACAAAAGAAGAGUGCGUGUCAGAUGUUGUGGGGCAAAAGGGAAAUGUCCAUGGAAUGCAUAUUGUGCAUAUAAGGCAGUUGAAAAUACAUGGCAGCUAAGGAAAAUUAUAGACAAGCACACAUGCAAUAGAGAAUUUAACAUUCGUUUAAUGACUUCAAAAUGGUUGAGUGGGAGGUUAGAGAAGACUAUAAAAGAGAAUCCCAAUAUUAAUCUGUAUAACCUCCAUAACAAAGUUUCUAAGAAGUGGAACAUUGGUGUUUCUCGGUCUACAACAUGUAGGGCAAAUUCAAUGACUUUUAAACAAAUAGAAGGUGAUUUUAAAGAACAAUAUAAAAGAGUCUAUGACUAUGCCAAUGAGUUGCUUCGGUCAAAUCUUGGUUCAUAUGUCAAAGUUAAUGUUGAACCUAAUGAGGACUCUCAAAUAUUCAAGAGACUAUAUGUGUGUUUGAAGGCUUGUAAGGAAAAAUUCAUGUCAUGUAGGCCUAUUAUAGGUUUGGAUGAUUGUUUCUUAAAAGGAAAAUAUGGAGGUGAGUUGUUAACUACAAUAGCAAGAGAUGAGAAUGACCAAAUGUGUCCUUUAGCAUAUGUUGUUGUGGAGGUGGAGAAUAAGGAUAGUUGAGGUUGGUUUUUACAAUUGCUCAUUAAUGAUCUUGGUGGUGUGGAGCUUUCUCCAACAUUACAUAUAUUUCAGAUCAACAAAAAGGACUUUUACCAGCAUUACAAGAAUUUAUCCCUAGUGUGGAGCAAAGGUUUUGUGUGCGUCACAUUUAUGCUAAUUUCAAGAAGAGGUUUCCUGGCCAAAUUCUAAAAUGUCUAUUAUGGAAGGCAACUGCAUCAACACACCCUCAAACAUGGGAGGCAGUAAUGAGAGAAAUUAAAGAUGUGAAUCCAUAUGCCUUUAAAUACUUGCUAGCCAUUCCACCAAGGUGUUGUGCAACGAUUGGUCCAUCGGAACCCUUCCCUCACAGCUGUGUGACGUUGCAGGUUCCUUCUAUCGUCAAACUCGUACGGACGGGUAUUCCGAAUCAGAGACAGCCACCUUCGGAUCUGAGACGAGACCAGAUCGUUUCGCUUCCUUUGAUUUUGUCUACUGCUUCGUAGUUUCCUAUUCUCAGCUUCCUGAUUUUCUUCUUCUUCUCGUUCUUUUUGUUGGAAGUUUCGUUCCUCUUCGUGUGACCCCUGAUUCGAUACAAUGAGGAAGAAGCUCGACACCCGUUUCCCCGCUUGUUUUAAAACCCGACUUGAAGACAAUUGGUCUAAUGGAACAACAUAUUUGAAUUUACUACUUUUGUGUUAUAACCCGGUCUUGAUCUGUGGAUAUAACCUUGAGCACCUACUUCAUGAAUGGCUUUCUCGAGCGCCUAUCCGCACAACUUCUCAUGCUGGCUAGCUGGCAGCAGCUUUCUCCAACAGCUUCUCACUUGUUACUUCAAGUUUAAGGAAAAUAAAGGCUAAACUUCACACUUUAGGCUCGGAUAAAGAAGAUAAUGCAAGCAGAUGAGGAUGUCGGAAAGAUAGCAUUGGCAGUUCCUGUUUUAGUAUCUAAAGCUCUGGAGUUAUUUUUGCAAGAUCUCUGUGACCGCACUUAUGAAAUAACUCUUCAGAGAGGAGCUAAGACCAUGAAUGCAUUGCAUUUGAAAUAUUGUGUACAAAGUUAUAACGUCUUCGACUUUCUGAGAGACAUUGUCAGCAGGGUUCCUGACUAUGGGCAUGGACAUGGCCAUUCCGAGGCUGGAGCUGAUGAUCGUGCCCUUUCAAAGAGAAGGAAAGCUGCUGGUGUUGAGGGCAAUGAAAGUGAUGAAGAGGCCAAGAGGAGUAAGAUGCGCGAGUUGGGCCACACCAGCACAACUAGUAGGGGAAGAGGCCGAGGUAAAGGAAGAGGCCGUGGACGAGGGGUUCGAACUGUUGAAAGAGACAUCAUUCAUCAGCAGGUUGAAUCUGAGCCUUGCUCCUCUAUUCAACAAAUUAGCAAUGAUAUGCCUAACACAAGUCUGCCAAUAGAUAAUGGUGUGCAAUCCAAGGAGUAUACAAAGGAGACUUCUGCAGCUCAUGAGGAAAGUGCUCAAUCUUUCCGUAACAUUGAUCUGAAUGCUAACUUAAACGAAAAUGGAGACAAAAAUGCCAGUGCAGCUGUUGAAGCUCCAUUGCCUGAGCCUGCUGACAUGGACAUUAAACAUGAAGAAAUUCCAGGCUGGUCCCUAUCGGAUGCCGACAAGAUGGCCAUUGACACUAUGCAACUGGCAACCCUCGCUAGUAGACUAGAAGAGGAUGAUGAAGAUUAUGAUGAGGAAGGGUAAAUAACAUGCACCUUUGCAGGAAGCUCAUGGUAACAGAAGAAUAACCACUUACUGCUAGCACUAUGAUCACUAUCUUCUAGUAAUCACUGUAUGUGUCCCAUGCUAAUGUGAUGACCCAUUUCUGAUGAUUCCUCUCUUUAUCUAUUCUGAUAUGUAUCUGAUCUUGUGUAGCAGAUAUAGAUUUUUUUUUUCCUUAAUUGUAAUGCUAGCAUCAUGAACUUUUAGGAUUUAAAUGAAUGUUUUUAGUUGACAACCGCAGUGCUAGUUCAGGAUCAAACUCUUGGUAUAUCUGAGUUACUAGUUGAUUUCUUUAUGUUGGAUUGUUCAA